AUGGCACGAGGGCCCGGAAAGGCCCGCGACUUCGACUACUCCAACGUGGGAACCACGGGAAGACGCACCGGUAUUUCUCUCAAAGAGGGGCGACGCGAUGAGCAUGGAAUGGAAGAAGUGGACGGCCUCUUCUCCUCGCCCGAGAAGUCGCCAGUCGGGCUCCCUGCGUUUGAAGAGGAGAAUGCAUCCUCAACUGGGUCCGAUGAAAUGUCAAUGGAUGAAGGCAAUGCGCCGGAUCCAAUGGACUUUCUCAGGAGUGCCAAUGGCCCACGAACCUCUUUCCUUUCCCCGUCCGCUGCGCGGUCGCCAAUGAAGACUGGCCUCACUGGGUCUCCACGAGGGCCUACUGCAUUGCGAUCAACCCCGGAACUGCAGGAUAUCCAUGAGUCCUCAAGUCCGUACGAUGGCAAUGGCUCAGCUAGUGCGCAGGAAAAUUCGCCUCCGGACCCCUCUCCGCUAUCUACCCGCUCCGUGAACGCGGGACGAUUAAACCAGAAGAAAGACACAUGGAAGACAAAAGCUCAGUUAGCCGCAGAGUCCGAGCCUUCAGUGCUACCUGAUUUCUCCGAUGGCGAGGGCGAUGAGAAUGACGAGAAUGACGAGAAUGUAGGUACUAUUGCCCGCUUACAACAAGAUCUUGGCAAUAGCCUUGAUUCUCGGGCUGGUGCAGAGGAGUUUACGGAUCCUCUGGAGCAAAAUCAGAAUGGACAUGAUGACGCUUCUAUGGUUGACAAUACUCCACCCAGAACGGACGAGACUACAACAUCAAAGGCGAAUAAGAGCGCUGCAAAGACCGCCAAAGCAGAUAAACCGCCAGCCAAACCCCGCGGGCGUCCUCCGAAAUCUCAGCGUCGCGACAUUGAUGGAGAUGCCGAUACCAGACCAACCAAGAAAAGAAUGACGGCGAAAGUAGCACAGGCCGCGCGAGAACCUUUAGAGCCAGAACUGGAUCGCGUGGUGGACAAUUACGCCAACCGCACAGGUCCUUUGAAGGGCCGAAGUUUGUACAUUCUCAAGCGGGAAAACCCCGAGGACAUCAGUGCAACGCAUACUCGAUCUGGGCGGGUGUCUGUUCGCCCUUUGGCGUACUGGCGCAAUGAACGUUGUGUCUUUGGUGAUGGGGAAGUCGCGGAGGGACAUCGCUACCCCCUUUCGACCAUCAAAGAAGUCAUUCGCACCGAAGAGCAAGAGCCUGAAAGGAAAAAUAAAUCUAAACGCGGUCGAAAAUCCAAGUCGAAGAAGCCAAGGAAUGACUCCUCGGAUGAGGAAGAUGGGGAUGCUGAUCUCUGGGAGCAAGAAGGUGGUGUUCUCCACGGCUAUGUCCAAACAUGGGACUCGAAAACGCAGACUAGUUCGAAAGAAGAAGAAGUUCUGGACGUUGCAUAUGCUCCUUCUGGCAUCGAAACGCGAGAGGUCAAAGGCUCAUCAUUCCGGUUUGCAAAACUUCUCAGUGGAACGUUCAUUGGUUCUGGAGUCGUGGAGCUUCCACCUAAAGGAGUGAAGAAACCCAAAAACUCGAAGAGGAUGCACAUGGUAUUCUACGUAUGCCACGGACGCGUGCAAGUAGACAUUUCAGGAAUUCAAUUCAGUGCUGGCAAGGGCUGCGUUUUCCAAGUUCCUCGUGGCAACUAUUAUAGCUUCGCAAAUAUCCAUAGCAAAGAAGUACGGCUAUUUUUCACCCAAGGACAGCUCCCCGAGGAGGAAGAGGAGAACGACACUCAGGCCACUACUCCCGAAGCUGGCACUGAGAGCGAGAAUGAGGCUGAAACCGCAUCCGCUGCUCCUGCUUCUGCCUCUGUUAAGAAGGGCAGAGGACGCCCUAGAGGCAGGAAGAAUGACAGGCAGCCCCCAACUCCCGAAGCUGGCACUGAGAACGAGAAUGAGGCUGAAACCGCAUCCGCUGCUCCUGCUUCUCCCCCUGUUAAGAAGGGCAAGGGACGCCCUAGGGGCAAGCAGAAAAAGACGAGCAAAUGA
Messenger RNA from Penicillium canescens, 1974 nucleotides. RefSeq names its product Cupin domain protein. The record is from RefSeq and is a predicted model, not a curated record. Gene Ontology annotation, molecular function: centromeric DNA binding. Bases 1 to 1974 code for a protein of 657 amino acids. The transcript is spliced from 5 exons. Gene Ontology annotation, biological process: kinetochore assembly; spindle attachment to meiosis I kinetochore; attachment of mitotic spindle microtubules to kinetochore. Gene Ontology annotation, cellular component: kinetochore. NCBI's taxonomy places the organism in Eukaryota, Fungi, Ascomycota, Eurotiomycetes, Eurotiales, Aspergillaceae.